Molecule: messenger RNA, 10227 nt
Organism: Mercenaria mercenaria
Lineage: Eukaryota; Metazoa; Mollusca; Bivalvia; Venerida; Veneridae
Product: afadin-like
Exons: 29
Coding region: 171-7415 (2414 amino acids)
Biological process (GO): signal transduction
Molecular function (GO): protein binding
Source: RefSeq, a predicted model, not a curated record
CAUUCCAAUUUGAUGGGAGGCCGUUGAAACGGUGUAAACCUACGUAAAACAUUCCCCUUGUGUUUACAAUGUGAUAUACAUAAUGAAACGAGUCUUUUCUGGAUGGAAAUAAUUGAAAGAUUUUCGACUAAGUGACUUAUUAUAAACUUUUUGGAUUUACUUUAUUCAAAAUGGUGAAACCGGAGGAAAUCCGCGAUCGUCAAAAGCUUGCAAACUUGAUAAGUCAGUGGAACUCGGAACAUUACGAUCUUUUUGAAUUGAGUCCACCAAACGAGAGUUUGGAGUUCCAUGGUGUUGUAAGAUUCUACUUCCAAGAUGAUGACCAUAAUGUUGUUACCAAGUGUAUACGGGUGGCCAGUUCGGCAACCACUAAGGAAGUUGUGGAUGUACUGGUUGAGAAAUUUCGUCCAGACAUGCGCAUGCUUACAGCAAACAGAUAUAACUUGUUUGAAGUGCACAUAAAUGGAGAGGAGAGGAAACUGCUGGAUGAUGAAAGAAUAUUGUAUGUGCAAUUGAACUGGGGAAAAGAUGUACGAGAAGGGAGAUUUUUGCUCCGUAGGGAGGGUGCCACUACUGCCCCAGAGAAAGAAAAUGCUCCAGGUUUCAAACGGAAAUUAUCUAAGAGGGAAAAGAAAGAAAAGAAAAAGGCAGAUAAAGAAAGAAAAAUGAACAAAGAAAAUGUAGAUAAAAAUGGUGGUGUAGCCCAGCAGUUGUAUACAGAUGCCCCGGAGACGAGCUUUACUAGGAGUAUUUCAAACCCAGAGGCAGUUAUGAGGCGGCGAAGGCAGCAGAAAUUGGAGAAAAAAUUACAACAGUUCCAUGGACAGAACGGUCAAGGGGGCACAUUGAAGAUCUAUGGGGAGACACUGAAGCCAGAUGUUCCUUAUAAAACACUACUACUGUCGACAGCGGAUACAGUGAAACAUGUCAUCAAGGAGGCAAUGGAAAAAUAUGGGGUUGAUACAGAGGAUACUUCACAGUUUGUGCUUGUUGAGGUGUUGGUACCGCCAGGAGAAAGAGAGUACCAUGGAGGUACAAUAGGGGAGGAGAGGAUUAUGGAAGAUGAUGAAUGUCCACUAGCCAUUGCCAUGCAGCAUCCACCUAGCAGAGAUUCUACGUCUGAUGAUGAUCAAGGAAUGUUGAUGUUCCAAUUGAAAAGGAAAAAUGCGGAUAUGAUCAAGCCCAAGUACAAGAGACAAAGGGCGGUAUCACAUGAAGAUUUAAGAUCAACACAGGCACCAAGCAGUCAGUCUACUCCACCAAACAAGUUACCUUUCCUGGUGGAAUUAAAUCCAGAUGGUACAGAGAAUUUGAAAGGGAAAGUACACAGGUUACAUCUGGAUGUUACAGAAGUGGGGCGUGAAAAAUCUGUAUCCACCAGUGGACAGUAUCUGCAGUUAUUUGGACCAAACAUCCAGCCUCGUCAUUGUGUAAUAGCUCACACAAGUGGUAUAGUCACAGUAACACCAACCAGCAGGGAGUCCGAGACGUAUGUCAAUAACCAGAGAGUUCAUGAAACAACACUACUUCAGCAUGGAAUGACCGUAAAGUUUGGAAAACAGAACGCAUUCAGAUUCUUUGAUCCUUCUUGGGAAGAGAAACAGAGGAAGGGUCAAAUGCCUCAGGAAUUAGCACAAAAACAAGCCACAGCUCCUCCAUUCCCAAACCGGCCUCAGGAGACCAAUUUCGACAUGGAUGGUAGGGUAGAGACGAUGACAGAUGGUUCCCGGCCUAAUCACCCACAGAGGCAGGAGAGUAGGCAAAGUGCUCACAGUAGUCUUCAGGGCAGCAGUAUGCAGGGCAGCAUUCAUGAUGAUGUACCCAGAGGCUCGCCACGUGAUAGUCGACCGGAUGGUACCAAGUUUGAAGAUGCAUUACCAGCUAGUCUAGAGUUUAGAGAUGAUAAGGAGAAUGAUUUCCUUAGUACAGUUAUCUUAGACACAAAUGCAUCGGCGACACAGUUUAAACUUUCUCCAACAUACACGAUGUAUCUAGCAGUCAGGUUCAGACUUUCGAGUGCAUACAGACCUGAACUUAGUCCAUCAGAUCGAGCACACAAACUGACGUCUGUGGUGAACAAAAUAGCACAGAUGAUUCCACAAGCAAUACAAGAUAAUCGUGAUAAUCCAGCAACGUUAGCAUUCUGGAUGGCAAACGCCUCCGAGAUCCUGCAUUUCUUUAAACAGGAUCAUGAUAUACAUCUGUUCAGUCAGGACUCGCAGGAGAUGUUAGCGGAGGCCGUUCAGAUGGCCUUCCAUCACCUUGUACGAUGUCUUCAGUACGAUCUUCAACGAACACUUCCGGCAUUCCUUGAUGAAAAUGAUGAUGACGGAGAAAUAGAUGAUCGAGCACGUUAUAAUAGAAACAAACCCACAAUGAUGGAUAUUCUCGACACGUUGUCCUCGGCGAUGAACCUGCUGCGACGUUGUCGUGUAAAUGCUGCCCUCACUAUUCAACUGUUCUCCCAGCUGUUUCACUUCAUCAAUAUGUGGGUAUUCAACAUCCUUGUCACUGAAAAAAGACUGAACCUGUGUACCAGAGCCUGGGGGGUCCGACUGAAGAGACGUCUAGGACGUGUUGAGGCGUGGGCAGAGAAACAAGGUCUAGAACUUGCUGCUGAUUGCCAUCUGUGUAGAAUUAUUCAGGCUGCUCAUUUAUUGCAAGCACCAAAAAGCAGUCCGGAUGAUAUUGCUAACAUUAGUUCCACGUGUUUCAAACUGAACUCCCUACAGUUACGUGAACUUUUGGAACGUUACCAGCCGGAACCCAUGGAACCUCCCAUACCACAUAAUCUUAUCGAUCGGGUGGUGUCGGUGGCACAGAAUAUGGCUGACGAGCUGAUAAGGACAGAUGGACGUCAGGUACAGCUGGAAGAGGACCAAGAUUUACAAUUGCCUUUCUUACUUCCUGAGGACGGAUAUUCCUGUGAUACUAUUAAAGGUGUUCCUAAUGGUUUGGCAGACUUCAUUGAGCCAUUAACCCGGUCAGGGUUGUGUCGUAUGGCACAUCAGCCCCAGGCAAGUGGUCUGUGGACAGUCUACAUGUCUGAUGAUGAAUCGUCACAAAUUAUAGAGGAAUCAAUACGAGAGCGUAAAGAUCGAACUCCGGACCCAAGGCAGCAGGCACAACAGCAAGUUGCACCACAGCAGCAACCUCAAGGUCCGUCGUCGCCCAUAACAAAAGAACCGGAAGUAAUAGUAGUGAGCUUCAACAAGGUGAAAGGCAGCAUGGGAUUGAGCAUUGUCGCCGCAAAGGGAGACGGCCAGAGGGAAAGAGGGAUCUACAUCAAGUCUGUUGUACCAGAGGGCGCUGCUGCUAUUGAUGGGAGGUUACAAGCAGGUGAUCAGUUACUAGAAGUUGAUGGCAAAAGUUUGGUUGGACUAACUCAGGAAAAAGCUGCAGAGCUUAUGACCAGGACUGGUCACACAGUUACAUUGAAGGUUGCUAAACAAGGUGCCAUUUAUCACGGUCUAGCUACACUGCUCAGUCAACCAUCACCCAUCAUGCAGAGAGCUUCUCCACAGAAGACUCCUAUGACUCCAAGUAAACAGCGUCCUGGAGAGGAGGGGCCACCUCCCUAUAAUGGCAUGCCUGAAAAUGACCGCAGACCAGGCAUGCAGAAAGACUCGCGCACCCUUCCAAGAGACAUGAGAGGUCAAGGACUAAGGGGACCUGAUAGUCGGUCUUCACCAGCACUUAACACUGAUUCCAAGUCAAGACGCAGAAAGUCGUCUUUCAAACGAGAGCGGCGCAACACUUGGCAUACUGGCAUUGUUCCCGAAAUCAUAAAAACGGCAGAGAUACGCGACAGGCGUGCUUGGGCUGAAUGUACUUUUCCUGGUGCCAGGCUUGGGCGUAAAAAGCCUGCAAACUACCAGUCAAGAGUGGAGAUAGAAAAAUUAAAAACUUUAGUUCCUAUUAAAGUUCUGAAGCAGAAAGUUGAACAAUGCGAAUUAAGGGAUUACAGGGCAAAAGCAGAGAAAUUGACACCAAAGGGAGAGUAUUUUGGCAUGAACAAUUUCCACAGGUCUUUGUCAGUGGCUAGUUACUUCAGUCGUGGAACAUUAUACAGUUACCCAAAGAAAGUGAACACACCCUCGUUGCAUGAACUAGUAUCAGCAGAAGACGGGGUCUCUGAGGAUGACGUGUUUGAGAGUGGAUUCAGUACUAGUCGAUCAGAGUCAGGAUUGUAUGACACUCCAUCAAGCCGGCAGUCUAAAAGUGACUCAGAACUAACUAGACGAUGGCUUUUGAGUGAUCAGCCAAUGUCUGCUGCUGAAAGGUUACGAGUACAACCUGCCGGUCAUCAACAACCACAUCCACAUGGCCACUUCAACAGACGUGAUAAUCGUGACAUGAUGGAUAAAUCAAAAUCUAUACCAAAUCUACACAUGGACAAUUCUUUCGACGGUCGCCCCGAUCAGGGAAUGAUGCGACCGGCCCAGAGUGUAAGUGCAUUACAGCGCAAUCAGAACCCUCACGCAGACUAUUACAAUCAGCCUCACUCGCUGGAAGAUUCCAGAAGUCACGAUUAUGAAAAUCAACCUAUCGACCCAAGAAUUAGGGAUCAAAACAGAGGAUAUCCAAAUACUAAUCAACCGUCACCUGGAAUGCAAUACAACCGUCCCCCUAUGCAUCAGUCACCUGCAAGAACUUCGCAGAACUUCGAAAGACCACAAUCGCAGUUUAUUGCUCCACAUGAACGACCAGAGUUAGUGAAUGGACGUCCAAAGUCAGAGGAGAUAAGUCCUGAAAAACUGAGAAACUGGCAAGAUAUGGAUCGUAGCCAAGGUUCUCCUCAUGACAGUUUCGAAAAUAGAGUACCUAACUAUAGCAAUAUAAGACCGCAACCUAAUUAUGCAAAUCAAGGUGAGAUUAGAAAAAUGGACAUGGGGAAUCAGUCAAAACAGCCAAACUUUUACGAAAAUACAUUGCCGAGGCAACAGGAACCGACACCUCCAUUCCAGCAGCUGAGACGGCCAGAAGAAGAUAAGUCUAAACCAGCUCCUGCACCGAAACCGUCAGUUGCACCAAAACCGAAUCAACCGUUGGUACAUCCGGCUGAGAUUCCAAGAUCAGAGAUUGAUAAUCGGCAGACGCAGCCACAUUUCUACAAUCCUCAGUUGAGAGACAAACCAGGUUAUCAGCAGGCAUCACAAGGUUUCAAUACUUCACCCAACUCUCAGAGUCAUUACCAGAAUACAAGCUUCCAUGAUGGUCGUGCAGAUUUUAGAAACAAACAUUUAUCUGGAGGUAAUGACAUGCAUAAAAGCCCUAAUAUGUCAGCUCCUAUGCAUGAAAUUCCACCGGAGUUGCCCCCACCGCCUUCAAUGGAAGAAAUGCAUGAUGAAGAAUUACCUCCCCUGCCCCCACCUCCAGUUAUGGAUUAUAGACUUGAACAAAAAAUACGAGAGGAGCAAAAUAGAUUAUUACAACAGCCUCCCUCUGACCCAAGUUACAGUAAUCUUCCUCCACAGAAUAGCAGAAAUCAGCCAUUUUCCACUUCAUCAAUGAUGCGGGAUCCCAGGUCAGCAACUCAGCCUGGGAACCAGUCUCUUCCACCCCACUCUGCUGGUUACCAGCCUCCAAUGAGUUCUGGUUAUCAGCCUCAACAUCCAACUGGAUACCAGCCACCACAUUCAGCUGGUUUCCAGUCUCAGCAGCCACAGUCAUUGCCAGUACAGUCAUCAGGAUACCAGCCUAACCAUGACUACCAGAACAUCAACUAUCCGAAUAGAAGUAUGGAACACAGUCCAUCUUCUCAACCCCCACAACAACAACAACAACAAAAUCUUUAUGAAUCGUAUGACCCAAGAAAACAGCAAUCAAACUAUAGGCCGCCAAUACAUACACAGAUUAAAGAUCAGCGUGAAUCAAUAUUAUCGCCAUGGCAAAGAGAGGAGAAGGAAAAACAACAAAAAGAACAGGAAGAAGGAAUGAACCGUAUACGUGAGAUGGAGAUUGCUGAGCUGGAAUCAAGACCACAUCGAACACCGCAAGAGGAAGAACGGCUACGUAAACUGAGACUCGAUGCAGAAUUCAAUCGCAGAUUACAGGAGGUACAGAACAAAGAUGAGGAAGAGGAUUCUGAUGAUGACAGAUUUGUGAGUACACGUGUCUCGGUGCAAGGCUUGCAGGAGGACCUUGUGAAAAGUCGUAUGAAGAUGCAAGAGUUGGAACAGAAACGACAGUAUGAGGACAUGGAGAAAGAAAAGGAUCGAAUGCAAAGGGGUAUAUUGAAAAAUAAGCAGCCACCUCCUAUAGCGGAGAAACCAGAAGUGGAAGCCCCUCCUGUAUCAGUGAAGAAUGUUUCACAAGGGUUGGAGCGACGUAUUGAGAUGUUUGAACGGGAACGGGAGGAACAGAGACAAAGACAGCAACGACGAAUAGAGAAACAGCAACGGGAAUCAGAAGAAUAUCUUAGGAAACAAAAGGAGGCCCGGGAACAACAUAGAAGAGAGAUUGAGGAUAAUUUACGUCUCCAAAGGCUAGAGGAGGAAAAAUUACGAGAGAAGAAAAGGCAAGAGGAAGAGAGAAGAAAAGAAAUGGAGAGGCAGAGACAAAAGGAACUUCAGGCUCAGAAAGACGCUGAGGAGGCUCGAGCUCGUGAGGAAAUACGUCGUCAAGAGGAAGAAUACCAGCGCCAACAACUAGCGGAGCAGGAGCGGCGAAGACGGGAAGAGGAAAGAGAAAUAAGAGUUGCUGAAGAGAGAAAACGUCUUGAGGCCUUAGCAAAUCAGCAAAAUCAAUAUUAUUCACAAUAUGAAAAUUUGCCUCCUCAAGGCUCCCCGAAAACUGUGCCAGAUCCGCGAUACGGUCAAAGCCAGUAUGGCCCGCCUCCACCGGAGAGAGGGUCCUCGUACGAUACAGGUAGAAACAUGAAUGCUAGGCCGGAUCAUAUGGACAGAUAUAACGGUGGGUAUCAUAUGAAUCCGCCGUCACAAUAUGGGUCCAGUCAGGAAAAUAUUCCUUCAAAAAAAUCUGUUUCAUUUAACCCACAAGUGAACUUGGAAGUGGGGCCAGGAAGCCCAGGUCAUAAUUCAUCAUAUCAGCCGUUUCAGAGAGCAUACACGCCUCCUGAACCACAAAAUAUGUCGCGGACAAAUUAUUCUCAGUCACAGUCAGUGCCAGUCAGUUCGGUACCAUCGCCAUCAGUGAACAAUAAUGAUGUUAAAUAUAGAACUCAAGAAAAUACGCCAACUGUGAUUGGUUCACAGGAAAUUUAUAGGGACCCUAGAUCUAGGAUCGAAGCCAAAAUGGCGAACAAAAAUAAACAAAAUGUUGAUAGGUUAUCUUUUAGAGACAAAAUGAAAUUUUUUGCUCAAGAAGCUGGGGAGCAUACUCCGAAAGAAAAACCGAAAGCGUCAACAAGUCAGAGACGUAUUGAAUCUCAGCUACUUUAUAAUGGUCAGUGAUCUGAUUAUAUGAAAAUGAAUUAGGAAAUAUUUGAAAAUUAUGCAAGAAAAAUCUCUUUUCCCGGUACUGUCUUUGAGAUGUAGAUAUUGAUAUAUAAAAACCGACCGCACUAGCAAAUAAAAGUGCUUUUAAAUUGUGUUCAGAGAGGUGACUUAUGGGGACUAUCAGUUUCCGAGAGUAAGAAGUUGGGUAUCCUCGGCCAUUUAACGUGAAUGCAUGUUUCAGUUGCCGUUAAACUGAUACAGUUACGAAACACUUGUUGUAGUUAACAUUUAUCGAGUUGUGAACAACUACUAUGUGAUAUUCAAAAGAGUUGUGUAGAUUAACAAAUACAUGUGUAAACUUUGUAUAGAAAAUUCAGUACAAGUGUAAGCUGUUGGUGAAGCAAUAAACAAAAAAUCAUGGCGUAACGUUCAUGCAGCAGGUGGUGAUAACUAGAGAGCUAGGCAUUUAUUAUGUAAAUAUUAUAUUUUUUUACAUGAUAUGUACAUUUAUGUUAAUAUGUAUUUUGUACAUGUAUAUUGCAUUCCAUGUUAUAUUCUGAUCAUGUGAUAUUUGUAAUGGGUUGUUAAAAAUUUGUUAUUUAACAUCAAAAUAGACUUUGAUAAUAGUUUUUAUUUUCUUAACAAAUUAGAUAUUUAAAUAAAUGUAGUUGUCAUAUAUGCUAGUAUUUUAGGAAGAACUGUAUAAAUAACAUGUUUAAGAAUGCUAUAUGGGUCUGGUGCAAUAACGUGUAUCGGGCCCAGAUGCAUUCAUUAGAUAGUAGACGAACUGUUCUGUCCUACUUUAAAUUAAUAAACUUCCCGAAAUGAGUGAAUUAUUCAGCUAACAGUUCGUAUUUAACCUGGCUUAUACUUUUUCUUUCAAUCUUCAUUUUUAUUUAUUGAUGGAAACAACAUAAAUACUUUUGAUUGGAAAAAUCCCUGAAAAAUUCAUAGGUAAUAUUAAUAGUUUAUAAUUACUCUCUGAUCUGUACGGAAGUUUCUAUUCCCACUGAAAAAUGUAAAAUAUGAAUAAAUUAAUCUGGUCUCAUUUUGAUCAUUCAUCCAUGAAUAUCUGUCAUUAAAAUGGAUAAAAGGGCAUUUAUUUGUAAACACAGCUCUAAGAAAGAUAUAUAUGCAGUAAAUUUAAGUUGAAAUGUUUAAAAGACAUUAAAUUGUUUAAAUUCUUUCAUUCAUAUGAUUUGAUAAAAAAGGGUGAAUGUUAUUUAAUUACAGUACGAUGUUAGCAAAUACUGACCCGAGUUCCACUGGCUUUCUACGUAAUUGAUCAAUCCUCAUUUUGGUUCCGAGAGUUUAAUUCUACACCGUUCUGUAUUUAAGUCUUUAAUAUUGAGAUCACAGAGAAAAUUAGAUAAAUACAAACUGUUCUGUCCUACUUCAAAUUAACUUCCUGAAAUGAGUCUGAAUUCAGCAAACAGUUCGUAUUUAAACUGAAAAUAAAAAAAAAUUGUGGGUUGCUUCUGCUGUUAUAAAGUAUGCUUAAAUCUUUGAAUGUAUCACUUUUUGUGUUGUCUUCAGUUUAUUUUUUGUUUGAACGGUACAGAAAGGACAUGUUUGUUGAUCAACUUGUCAUUUACUGUAUUUUGUGUCCUAACAUAUUUUGUGAUGUUUAAUAUCGUUUAAAGUUUCUCAUUUAUAUAAAAUAUCUUGACAUAUCAUCAGCCAGUUGUUAUGUUUCUUUGUACAUAUUUAAGAUAAAUAUUUUUACAAGAAUUGAUAUUUGAUAUAAAAAAAAGAGAGAGGCCUAUAUUCUCCCCCCCCAGUUUACACCAAUGCAUGAAAUGGUUGUAUGUUUAAUCAUGUUUAUACGGUAGUCCAUGUUGUUUUCAAAAUAUUCAGUUGUUGAACAGUUUACAUGAUAUAUUGUUUAAGUAUUAUGUGAAAUCUGUUGUCAGAACUUUUUCUGAAUACAUAGAUACUCCAAGCAAAAAAAAAAAAAUACUUUGUCAUUUAAAUGUCGGCUUCUUGAUUUUAUUUGAAACUUCAGUGUUUACGUUUAAAAUUUAAUUGCUGAAACUCUCUUUAUUUCAUUCAUAAUGCUAAUUGGUGUCACGCACUUAUCAGAGUUGUAACAAUUUACUUCAUUAUAACUAAACGGCAUGAUGUAUUAUUUUACACUAUCAAAGACAAAAAGAAUAUAAUAAUCUAGGUCUUAUUAAUAUACAGUAUAACCAUAUUUGGAAUUUCUUCCAACUAUUUUACCAUUAAAACAGGAUUUCUCUAUUUUAUACGUUACAAGUCAUACGCAGAUUGUUCAUGUAAAAGAGAAAAGCAUUAUAUCUUUGUAAUACAAGACUUGUUUUCAACUCUCAAACGGAAUCAUUGUAUUUCUAACAUUCACUGUACAAGAAAAAAAUAAAUUGAGUAUAAUAUUCACAAGUUAUCUGUAUUACUUACAUUUCAUUAUUUUUCAUAAGUCAACUUUGAAGGCAAAUGUAUUCCCUUUUCAAAUUUUGAAGUUUUAUAAUGUUUUAAUAAACUUAUAUUGUCCAGAAUACCUCAAAAUUAUACAAUUUGUUAUCAAUCAAGUUUGGAUCUUACCUUUUGGAAGAAGUGCCUUAAAUGUUACAUAACAUAUCGUACCUUUUAUCUAAGGCCUGUAUUUCCUCUUAUUACACUAUUUCAUUUAAUGAAAUUUCUGUCUUCAUCAUUUCGUACUUUAUUGUAAACUCAUCUGUGUUUUUUGUUUGUUACCACAUUUGACCUAUGAGGACCAUUUCUUAGACUGCUAGCUGACAGACAUACUGUAGGGAGAUAUAGCUCCUAACUUUUCUAAAUGCCAGAUGAAAUAAAACCAUUAUAUCGGUCA